AAACUUUUUUUUUUAUUUAUUUCUUCCUAAAAAAUAAAAAAAUAAAAAAAAGAAAAGAAAAAUGCAGUCCCACCAUGAAGAAGAAGCCGGGGAAGCAAAUUCCCUUAUUUCACAGAUUCUGAAUUAUCUUCAAACCUGCUUCUUUGCAACUGCACACCAUCUAUCACCCCAUGAGCCGAAUCAUAAACUAGCUAUGCUACUUACAUCAUAGGCUUGCUUCUGAUUUGGCGACGAGAAAAGAAAUAUUCCGGUACUCCAUUUGACUUCAUUUCACAAGCUGUUGAUCGAAUUAUUCAAAAAAUACAUAUGUGUCUGUGUAUGUAUAAGAUUUGCUGAAGGAGUGAGAGUUCAUUUUCCGGUAAAACAAAUGGGCUUUUCGAUGGUGAAGUGUGUCAUUCUAGUGACUCUACUCUUGGCCUUAAACUUCACACAACUUGCAGGACUACAAAUCUUGUCAGGAGGCCCUGAAUUAGGGCGGUUUUUAGCAGAAACAGGCAAUGUUUCGACAGAAAACAAACCUGUGGAUGAUACUGUAAGAGUAGACCCGUUAGACCAUUUGAAGAAGUACAGAGGAGGGUACAAUAUAACAAAUCCACAUUAUUUGGGCUCAACUGUGUUUACAGGCAUAUAUGGAUUUGCCCUUGCAGCAUUAUGGUUACUAUGUGGUCUGGGAUAUGGAGUAAUUCGUCUUGUAAUGAUUAUUUGCUGUAAGAGCCGCAAAAAGCACAAGAAGAGAGAAGAUAGUCAUAUGAAGUGUCUUCUUUUGGCUCUUGUCUUCACACUCCUUGCUAUAGCAGCGUGUGGGCUGGUCCUAGGAGGAGAUGCAAAGUUCCAUUCUAGAGCAAAGAUGAUCAUAAAGGUUAUUAUUGGUAGGGUGGGUGCGGCUUCAAACACGAUAUACAAAACAACUGGAGCGAUGAAAAACGUCAGCAGCAGUUUGAGUGAAGUCGGCACACUCACCGAAGCCACUGCCUUCCUGAACUCGACAUCGCUAAAGCUCGACGCUCAGGCUGCCGAUAUAGAAAGGCAAGCCUAUGGGAACAGGCAAUUGAUAGAGAAGGGCCUAAAGCGAGUGUAUACAGUAACAAUGACAAUUUUCUCAUUGACUUUAACUGCUGUGAUUGCUCUACUAGCCUUCGGGUUCCUAAAGUUUCGGAGAACUCUUCAAAUAUUAAUUGGGAUUUGCUGGAUUUUCACUAUUGUGUCCUGGGUGUUCUUCGGGAUUUUUUUUGUCAUACAAAACUUUGCGGGAGACACAUGCACAGCAUUAGAAGGCUUCCAAAAGGAUCCCUACAACAACAGUUUGAGUCACCUUCUGCCUUGUGAAAAGUUGCUUUCUGCAAAACCAGUCCUAACUAAUGUUAGCAUAGGAGUACAUGAGCUGGUGAACAAGGUGAAUACUGACAUAUCUAAUACAUUCGGAGAUAUUCUUCAGCUUUGCAAUCCUUUCGCUGACGCACCUAACUAUGAAUAUCAACCAUGGAAUUGUCCAGCCACCUCAAUCCGAAUAGGAGACAUUCCCCGGGUAUUGAGAUUGAUCGCUUGUCCUGAUUCCGAGAGUACAACCUGUGUGGGAGGAAUCAUGAUUCCUGGGCAGCAAUUCAAGAUGGUAGAAGCAUACUCUAGUUCUGUACAAAAGCUACUGGAUGCUUAUCCUGGUGUUGAAAGCCUAAUCAAGUGCCAGCCAAUUAUGGAUACUUUCUCUGAAAUCCUUCAAAAACACUGCACGCCGUUAAAAAGACACCUCCGAUUGAUCUGGGCAGCGCUGGUGUUCCUAUCGGUGGCCCUAAUGGCGUUGGUUACCGUUUGGACAGUUGGAGUGCACUACGAGCAAGAUAACAACGGCUCGAUAAUACCCGAUGAUGGCAAUAUGCUGGAAUGUGGAGUAAUUAAGCCCACGGAUGGUGUCCAAACCUAAACCUAACACAAACUAUAUAUAGUAACUAGAAAUUUAAAUCAUGAUAGCAAACUACAAACUACAUACUCAUCUUCUUCAGAAUCUCUAAUGAGAUUAAUAUGCAAAUAGGCAUGUCAUGAUGUACAAGUCACUGGACAAGAGAGAUCAAAAAUAUAUACCCAAGUAUAGGAACAAAAUUCCAGCUUUUUCCUAUUCUAUGUGAGGAUUAUUACAACAUGUUGGACUUGGCAAGCAUAUUGAA
Molecule: messenger RNA, 2159 nt
Organism: Sesamum indicum (sesame)
Lineage: Eukaryota; Viridiplantae; Streptophyta; Magnoliopsida; Lamiales; Pedaliaceae
Source: RefSeq, a predicted model, not a curated record